Molecule: messenger RNA, 2337 nt
Organism: Emys orbicularis (European pond turtle)
Lineage: Eukaryota; Metazoa; Chordata; Testudines; Emydidae
Product: N-acetylated-alpha-linked acidic dipeptidase 2-like
Exons: 21
Coding region: 1-2337 (778 amino acids)
Molecular function (GO): carboxypeptidase activity
Source: RefSeq, a predicted model, not a curated record
AUGGGCGGGAGGCAGGGCGCGCUGCGCACGGGGCUGGGCUGCGCCCUGCUGCUGGCCCUCUUCCUGCUGGGCUUCCUGGGAGGCUGGUUAAUGAAACCUACUAAAAAAACAACUAGCUCAGCAGAUGCCUAUCAAAAUGUGAGACAGAAACUUGUGGCUGAAAUGAAAGCAGAAAACAUCAAGCAGUUUCUACGUUCGUUUACAAAGUUUCCUCACCUGGCAGGAUCAGAACAGAACCUUCACCUUGCUAAGCAAAUUCAAGCCCAGUGGAAGGAAUUUGGAUUGGAUUCAGCAGAGCUGGUUCAUUAUGAUGUCCUCCUUUCCUACCCAAAUGAAACUCAGCCCAACUAUGUCUCAAUUAUUGAUGAUCAAGGGAAUGAGCAAACCAAGCACAAGGCAAGUUUUGUGUAUGGCGAAGCCAUCCCCACCCCAAGAUCGAAUACCAAUAUUUCACUGCUUUUCAGCCAAACAAGUACAGCUGUUUCUGAGAAUGAGAUUUUCAAUACAUCGUUGUUUGAGACGCCCCCUCAGGGAUAUGAAAACAUUACUGGUGUGCUGCCACCAUAUAAUGCUUUUUCAGCUCAAGGAGUGCCAGAGGCAGAUCUGGUGUACGUGAACUAUGGCCGCACAGAAGAUUUUUUCAAACUAGAGCGAGAGAUGGGAAUUAAUUGUACUGGAAAGAUUGUCAUUGCCAGAUAUGGGAAAAUCUUCAGAGGAAACAAAGUUAAAAAUGCCAUAUUAGCUGGAGCCAAAGGCAUUAUACUGUAUUCAGACCCUGCUGACUAUUGCGCCCCUGGAGUAGAUCCUUAUCCAAAUGGCUGGAACCUUCCUGGAGGUGGAGUCCAGCGCGGGAAUGUGUUAAAUCUGAAUGGGGCAGGGGAUCCUCUCACGCCAGGUUAUCCAGCAAAAGAAUAUACCUUCAGGUCUGAAGUUGAUGAGGGAGUGGGAAUUCCCAAAAUCCCAGUUCAUCCCAUUGGAUAUCAUGAUGCAGAAAUAUUAUUACGCAUCCUGGGAGGACCUGCAGCACCAGACAAUAGCUGGAGGGGAAACCUCAAUGUGUCUUACAACAUUGGGCCUGGAUUUGCAGGCAGCUAUUCUAUAAGAAAGGUCAGAAUGCAUGUCCACACUCACAACAAAAUAACACGAAUUUACAAUGUUAUUGGCACUAUCAGUGGAGCGGAGGAACCAGACAGAUAUAUUAUUCUGGGAGGACAUAGAGACUCCUGGGUAUUUGGUGGGAUUGAUCCAACCACUGGCGCAGCUGUUCUUCAAGAAGUUGCUCGGAGUUUCGGCAAAAUGAUGAUGGAAGGUUGGAGACCUAAAAGAACUAUUAUUUUUGCUAGCUGGGAUGCAGAAGAAUUUGGACUAUUAGGUUCCACAGAAUGGGCUGAGGAGAAUGUUAAAGUUCUUCAGGAACGGGCCGUUGCUUACAUCAACACAGAUUCUUCUAUAGAAGGCAACUACACUUUAAGAGUUGACUGCAGCCCCCUUCUCUACAAAUUGGUGUAUAAUCUGACAGAAGAGAUUGCAAGCCCUGAUGAGGGUUAUGAAGGCAAGUCUCUCUAUGAGAGCUGGCUUGAAAAGGACCCCUCAACAGAAAGUAAAAGUCAUCCCAGAAUAAACAAACUGGGAUCAGGCAGUGAUUUUGAAGCUUAUUUUCAGCGUCUGGGAAUUACAUCAGGCAGAGCCCGUUAUACAAAGAACAGGAGAGCAGACAAGUUCAGCAAUUACCCAGUUUACCACACCGUCUAUGAGACUUUUGAGUUAGUAGAACGAUUUUAUGACCCCACAUUCACGAAACAGCUUACUGUUGCCCAGUUACGAGGAGGACUGGUGUAUGAACUGGCAGACUCCCAGGUCAUUCCUUUCAACUGCCAAGAUUAUGGAGAAGCCUUAAGAAAAUACACAAAUAGAAUCUAUAAUUUGACCAAGAAACAUGAAGAACAGGUAGAGACUUACGGAGUGUCAUUUGGUCCCCUUUUUUCUGCUGUGACGAAUUUCACAGAAGCUGCUGCUGAUUUUCACAGAAGACUUAAAGAGGUUGAUGUGAAUAAUCCAAUUGCUGUGCGAAUCAUGAAUGAUCAGCUGAUGUUUGUGGAAAGAGCUUUCAUCGAUCCUCUUGGUUUACCAGGCAGGAAAUUUUACAGGCACAUUGUUUUUGCUCCGAGCAGCCACAACAAGUACGCUGGAGAGUCAUUCCCAGGGAUCUACGAUGCCGUGUUCGAUAUAGAAAACAAAGCGGAUCAGCGCAAAGCCUGGGAAGAAGUAAAGAGGCAGAUCUCCAUUGCAGUCUUCACCGUGCAGGCUGCAGCAGGGACUCUGAAGGACGUAGCAUAG